Manis javanica (Malayan pangolin) is the source of this 5571-nucleotide messenger RNA. RefSeq names its product protocadherin 12 (gene PCDH12). The record is from RefSeq and is a predicted model, not a curated record. Gene Ontology annotation, cellular component: plasma membrane. Gene Ontology annotation, molecular function: calcium ion binding. Lineage: Eukaryota; Metazoa; Chordata; Mammalia; Pholidota; Manidae. Gene Ontology annotation, biological process: homophilic cell-cell adhesion.
CCGGUCACUGCCUUAUGCCGCGGACAGCACCUUCCCUUCCGGCCGGCUGGCCCCGGGGCCCCGGCCCGUCCUCCGCAGAGGCAGCCCCUCGGCUUCCCGGGAAGCGCUCUUUCUCUGAUUGGCAUUGAAACGUACAGCCCUCCCUUUUCCUGUAGGUGGGGUUUCCAUAGGAAAAAGCUGCUUUUCUGUUUCCCCAGCUUAGCAACUGUUUGGAAGGCAGAUCCCCUCAUCCUGCUCCACUGGGUCAAGUCCCUCUCAGACCGGCUUCUGACCAUCAUUUGCUGAAGCGGACAAACGGGCGCCCCUAUGCAGGGUCUUCCCAGCGAUUUCACUUCAUCCGUGCUUGGACCGCUCAGGUCUCUUCAGAUGAAGAUGGCCUUGCCUGGGAAUCCCUCUCAUUCCAUCGUCAUCUAGUUAUGGGACGAGGUUGUGCCAGCAGGUCUGGGGGCAGAAGAACGGGGCAGAUCAAGCUCCCCAGGAAGCACUGGAGGACUUGCCCGGCCUUGAAGCACUCUAGUGGUUUCUGAAUCUAGCCGCUCUGGUGGUAAGCAUGAUGCGACUGCUGCCGUUCCUACUGGGGCUCUGGGGGCCAGGUGGCUAUUUGCUCCUCUCAGGGGACUGUCAGGAGGUGGCCACUCUCACUGUGAAGUACCGAGUAUCAGAGGAAGUGCCGCCCGGCACGGUGAUAGGGAAGCUGUCCCAGGAACUGGGCUGGGAGGAGAGGCAGGGGCCAGCGGGGGCUGCCUUCCAGGUCUUGCAGCUGCGUCAGGCCCUCCCCAUCCGGGUGGGCUCCAAGGACGGCCUGCUCAGCACCGGGACGCGGCUGGACCGAGAGCAGCUUUGCCGGCAGCAGGAUCCCUGCCUGCUUUCCUUUGACGUGCUUGCCACAGGGGAUUUGGCUCUGAUCCACGUGGAGAUCCAGGUACUGGACGUCAACGACCACCAGCCACGGUUCCCCAAAAAUGAACAGGAGCUGGAAAUCUCAGAGAGUGCCUCUCUGCGCACCCGGAUCCCCCUGGACAGAGCUCUCGACCCGGACACUGGCCCCAACACCCUGCACUCCUACACCUUGUCUCCCAGUGAACACUUCGCUCUGGAUGUCAUCGUGGGGCCUGAUGAGGCCAAACAUGCGGAGCUUGUGGUGGUGAAGGAGCUGGACCGGGAAAUCCACUCGUGUUUUGAUCUGGUGCUGACUGCUUAUGACAGUGGGAGCCCCCCCAAGUCAGGCACCAGCUUGGUCAAGGUUAACGUCCUGGACUCCAACGACAAUAGCCCUGUGUUUGCUGAAAGUUCGUUAGCACUAGAAAUCCGGGAAGAUGCCGCCCCUGGCACUCUCCUCAUAAAUUUGACGGCCACUGAUCCCGACCAGGGCCCCAAUGGGGAAGUGGAGUUCUUCCUCAGUAAGCAUGUGUCUCCAGAGGUGCUGCACACCUUCCACGUAGAAGCCAAGACAGGCCAGGUGAUCCUGCGUCAGCCCCUCGACUACGAGAAGAAUCCUGCCUACGAGGUGGAUGUCCAGGCAAGGGACCUGGGUCCCAGUCCCAUCCCAGCCCAUUGCAAAGUUCUCAUUAAGGUCCUGGAUGUCAACGACAAUGCGCCGAGCGUCCAUAUCACGUGGGCCUCCCAGCCAUCCCUGGUGUCGGAAGCUCUUCCCAAGGACAGUUUCAUCGCUCUUGUCAUGGCAAAUGACUUGGACUCAGGAAACAAUGGUCUGGUCCACUGUUGGCUGAGUCAAGAGCUGGGCCACUUCAAGCUGAGAAGGACGAAUGGCAACACAUACAUGCUGCUAACCAACGCCACGCUGGACAGAGAGCGGUGGCCCAAAUAUACCCUCACUCUCUUGGCCCAAGACCAAGGACCGCAGCCCUUAUCAGCCAAGGAACAGCUCAACAUCCAGGUCAGUGAUGCCAACGACAACGCCCCAGUGUUUGAGAAGAGCAUGUACGAGGUCUCCACUAGGGAAAACAACCUGCCCUCCCUCCACCUCCUUACCAUCAGGGCUCACGAUGCGGACCUGGGCAUUAAUGGAGAGAUCUCAUACCGCAUCCAGGACUCCCCAGUCUCUCACUUGGUAGCUAUUGACUCAGACACAGGAGAGGUCACUGCGCAGAGGUCACUGGACUAUGAACAGAUGGCCAGCUUUGAGUUCCGCGUGAUCGCGGAGGACAGGGGGCAGCCUCAGCUUGCAUCCAGCGUCUCUGUGUGGGUCAGCCUCCUGGAUGCCAACGAUAAUGCCCCAGAGGUGACUCAUCCCAUACUCAGUGAUGGAAAAGCCAGCCUCUCCGUGCUCGUAAAUGCCUCCACAGGCCACCUUCUGGUGCCCAUUGAGACUCCCAGUGGCGUGGGCCCAGUGGGUGCCGACACCUCACCACUGGCCAUCCACGGCCCCCGGCCAUUCCUUUUGGUAACCAUUGCAGCGAGAGAUGCAGACUCCGGGGCCAAUGGAGAGCUCCUCUACAGCAUCCGGAGUGGGAAUGAAGCCCAGCUCUUCGUCCUCAGCCCCCACCUGGGGCAGUUGUUCAUCAACACCACCAAUGCCAGCAACCUCAUUGGGAGUGAGUGGGAACUGCAAAUAGUGGUAGAAGACUGUGGCAGCCCCUCCUUGCAGACGCAGGCCCUGCUGAGGGUCUUGUUUGUCACCAGCGUAGAUCACCUGAGGGACUUGGCCCGUGAGUCUGGGGCGCUGAGCACCUCGGUGCUGACGGCGGUUUGCCUGGUUGUGCUGCUGGCCAUCUUCGGGUUGAUCUUGGCUCUGAUUGCGUCUAUCUGCCGCACAGAGAAGAAAGACAACAGGGCCUACAACUGUCGGGAGGCUGAGUCUACUUACCGCCACCAGCCCAAGAGGCCCCAGAAACACAUCCAGAAGGCAGAUAUUCACCUCGUGCCCGUGCUCAGGGGCCAGGUGGAUGAGCCCGGAGGAGGUGGGCAGCCCCACAAGGAUGCUGGCAGGGAAGCAAUGAUGGAAGCAGGCUGGGACCCCUGCCUGCAGGCCCCCUUUCACCUCACACCGACCCUGUACAGGACCCUGCGUAACCAAGGCAACCAGGGAGUGCAGCCAGAGAGCCGAGAGGUGCUGCAGGACACUGUCAACUUCCUCUUCAACCACCCCAGGCAGAGGAAUGCCUCUCGCGAGAACUUGAAUCUCCCUGAGCCCCAGCCUGCGACCGGUCAGCCACGCUCAAGGCCCCUGAAGGUCACGGGCAGCCCCACAGGGAGGCUGCCUGGGGAGCAGGGCUGCGAGGAGGCCCCGCUGAACUCACCAGCCUCCUCUGCAACCCUGAGGCGGCAGCGGAAUCUCAACGGCAAAGUGGCCCCUGAGAAAGAGUCAGGCCCCCGUGAGAUCCUGCGGAGCCUGGUCCGGUUGUCUGUGGCUGCCUUCGCAGAGCGGAACCCCGUGGAGGAGCUCACUGUGGAUUCUCCUCCUGUUCAGCAAAUCUCCCAGCUGCUGUCCUUGCUGCAUCAGGGCCAGUUCCAGCCCAAACCAAACCACCGGGGAAAUAAGUACUCGGCCAAGCCCAGCGCCAGCAGGAGUGCAAUCCCAGAAACAGAUCCCAGUGCCACGGCUGGUGGCCAGGCAGAACCGGACCAGGAGGAAGGUCCUCUGGACUCUGAAGAGGACCUCUCUGUGAAGCAGCUGCUAGAAGAGGAGCUCUCCAGCCUGCUAGACCCUCACACAGGCUUGGCGCUGGACCGGCUGAGUGCCCCCGACCCAGCCUGGAUAGCGAGGCUGUCCUUGCCCCUGGCUACCAACUACCGCGACAACGUGUUCUCCCCGGAUGCCGCGGCUUUGGAGGAGCCGAGGACCUUCCAGACGUUCGGCAAGGUGCCGGGGCCCGAGCUGAGCCCCGCGGGCACGCGGCUGGCCAGCACCUUCCUCUCGGAGAUGAGCUCGCUGCUGGAGCUGCUGCUGGAGGGGCGCAGCGGCGUGCCCGUGGAGGCGGCCUCGGCGGCGCUGCGGCGGCUCUCCGCGUGCGGCAGGACCCUCAGUCUGGACCUGGCCACCAGCGGGGCCUCGGGCACAGGUACAGGGGCCCCACGUGGAAAGAAGGGGGCCAAGGGCAGGACCGACCGCAGCAGCGGCCUGUGGACCCCGGAACCGGGGGUCCUGGCGGGUAUUGGGGAGUCCAGACCCGGAGGAUCCUGCAACAUGCGCUGGUUUCUAAAAUCUUUGAACUCACUGACCAGAGGUGCCCCAAGAAAUUUAGGAUGACUGAUGCUGCCCCACAGAGGAGGGUGGGCCCAGGACUAGCCGCUGGCUGACCAAAGCAGCCCCUUGUUAGGGGAUGGCUCUGCCUGUGGAUUUUUUUUUGGAGGACAAAGACAGUUUGUGACUAAGUGUUUGCUGGCAAAACACAUGUAGAGCACAGAGGGUCGCUCCUCCUGUGGAACAGAUGCCAGGGAGUGUCGCAGCAGGAAAGAUGGCCUCAUUGCAUACUAGAGGGUGGGGGCUGGGUCCCGGGGCACCAGGCAGAGCUCUCUGACCUACUAAUAAAGGAAAAGCAGUGGCUCCUUAUCCUGUUUGCACCUGGGGAGGAAAGAGGAACAGCAUAAGGGUUCUUUGUUAUCCAGUCACCAGCAGAGGGUCAUGCUGGGCCUGGGCAGGAGUGGGGCAGUCGGUGCAUGUUGGGUAUGCAACAAUGAACACAUGUACUCUUGACCCCAUUUCUCUAUUGUAACAUUAUCAAAUAAUCUGCUUCUCGGCUGGAAAAUUAGGGCCAAGAAAAGUGACUAUUUAUAGAGCAUUUACUUGAGCCAGGCAUCAUGUUUUACAAUAGGAUUUAAUUUAAUUUCCCAACAACCCUGGAAGGGAAGGGACGUGUUAUCCCUGUUUCAUCCGCAAGGACAGGAGGCUUGGAGAGACCAAGAGGAAAGGCAGAGCCAGGCUUGUCCAACCCCAAAAAGCAUGCCCUCCGCCUUGACACUAGGCUGCCAGCGAAGAAAGGAGACACAAAGCCCCCAUAGGUGAGCUUUUGCCGGGCGCAGCCUUACUUGAGUUUCCCUCAAGAAACACCAUUGAAGAGAACACGUCUGUGCUCCCAAGUACAGAGCAAGGGGGACCUGGACCUGACCUGAUGAGGGCCUGGGCCUCUGCAGGCUCCCGUCCUUUCCCAGCGAGGAACCCUUCAGGCACAGAGGUCACCUUUCUAGACCCCCUGCUCACAGGUACGUCUUCCUCUGACCCAGCGGGUUUGGACCUGUGAAUGCACGCCCUUGAGGCCAACAGAUGAACUGGGUCUAUGAAAUCAAUACUGACAGCAGCAAACCUUCCAGGGGAAGAGGGAGUGAAGCAGCAGCAAGUAUUUUCCCAAGGCUCAGCUUCUCAUUUUCCUGGAAAUUUCCAAGCAGUCAUUCAGCUAGCUAGCUAGCUUCCCAAUAGCAUCGGGCUCUCCUCAACACCCAAGGCAAAAAUUCCUCUUUGUACUCCACCUUUGGUCCUUUUGGAGAUUAGUACUCACGUUCACUGUCCACAAAAAUGGGUCAAUUAUCCUCCCCGCUAGGGAUGAUGAAAACCAUAUAUAUUUGAAAUGCAGCAUAGAUUAUUUUAUUGUUCCAUUUUACAAAUGAAAAAAA